This is a messenger RNA of Parastagonospora nodorum SN15, 2394 nucleotides long. RefSeq lists its product as hypothetical. The transcript has 8 exons. Gene Ontology annotation, molecular function: sequence-specific DNA binding; zinc ion binding; DNA-binding transcription factor activity, RNA polymerase II-specific. NCBI's taxonomy places the organism in Eukaryota, Fungi, Ascomycota, Dothideomycetes, Pleosporales, Phaeosphaeriaceae. The coding region runs from base 1 to 2394 and encodes 797 amino acids. The record is from RefSeq and is a predicted model, not a curated record. Gene Ontology annotation, biological process: positive regulation of transcription by RNA polymerase II; DNA-templated transcription.
AUGUGUCUUAUCGAUCCUGGAUGUUUACGGAAGCAAGCAUCCGCGCCAAGGCAGGCUAUGCCCAACCGGCCACCGCAGCGGCCCUCGCACGAUUUAUUGAGUGCAGAGCAUACGCCAACUAUCGACGGACGGACCAUCAUGCAGCCCUAUCCAACGAGUCCAUUGAGUAACUCCUCUGCCCAGGAGGGAAACGGGCCUGCGGCUCAAUCAGCACUUCCAUCCGGUGCAGAACCCGAAGCCUCCUUGCGCGACGCCAACUCUGGCAGGCUCUCUGCUGUGCGCAAGUCUCGCGUAGCCUUGGCUUGCAAGAGAUGUAAACGAAGAAAGCAGCGAUCUUGUGAGAGAGCUAGUGUGCCAUGUGCAUAUGAGAGAACAGUGCGGCCACAGUACCCCGGUGGCAAGUCUUUAUACAUCUCUGCUCUAGAGGAACGUGUGGCUUUCCUUGAGGCUCGUCUUCCCGACCACGCCGAGGAUCACUACGACCCCAGCUUGGAAAAUCCUACCAGUUCUCCAUCAAAAGAUGCUGGAGAUCUAUCAAUGCUGGAUGAGCAACUGAAUCUUUCAGGCCAUUCUCACAGAACCUCGAUAUCCGAGGACCAGGACGUCGAUGAUAGGACAUCACUCAUAGAUGGCGUGGCGUACUUGUCGCUGUGUGCGUCUGGUACAACAGGCGGCAAGCACGAGCCUUAUUAUGUUGGUUCCAGCUCAGGAGCUACGAUUGCACGUGUAUUACAAUCAUCAAUCUUUCGAAGCGCAGGCGGUCGAGCGAUCGGCCAGCCCGCACUUGCCGACGAUUGCCAAUCUUCGGAGACCUCGAGACCUUCUUUGUCUGCUCAGUCAGAAGAGCCUGUAUACGAGUUUCCGGACUGGGAACAGUCGCGCAUGUUAUUCGAUGUUUUCUUCGAGCGCAUACACACGCGCUGGCCAUUGCUAGACCGUGUGAUUUAUACGAAGGUGUUCGAGAAGCAGUACGGCCAAGGGUCUUUGACCAUCACUGAGCGUAGCAUCUUGCACCUCAUUUACGCGAUUACAGCCCGUUUUCUUUCUUUGACCAGAAAACCAUGUGGCGUUGACUACGAGUUCUUCUCGGUGUGCAUGGCCAAAGGUCUCCCUAUGGCGCAGGAGCCUGGUCUCAAGUCCGAUAUGCGACGUCAGAAGAGGAGCACAGUUGCCUCGUCUGAGCAGAGGAGAGACGCAGAAAUACGUCGCCGGGUCUUCUGGUCUUGCUACUGUUUGGAUCGAAUGACCAGCAUCGUGCUCGGCCGGGCAUUUGCAAUCGCAGAUCGCGACAUAAAUGUCGAACUUCCAAGUACGAAUUCAGAAUUCUGGAGCCUGACACACCAGGAAGCUUCACAGCCAAAUGAGGAGCACUGGUCCAACAUCCAACCUUUUAUCCACAUCAUCAAGCUCGAUCGAAUCCAGUCUCGUAUUCAUAAAGCGGUUUUCCGCAUCGACAGAGACGUCUUCAAUAGUUCGCCGGAGCAACGAGCUAAGCUGGAUCGGAAAAUGGCCAAAAUAAGGCAAGAUCUUGACAACUGGGUACAAACCGCCCCUAAGACACCGAAGAAAGAAAACAAGAUCACAUGGAUGUAUGAUCCGGAGAGUGCAUAUCUUGAUGCCCGGGACUUCUAUGGCGUACAAUAUCACAAAGCCGUACUUUUCCUCUAUACGGUCUUUCUCCCUACUCUCGAUACUUCGGAUCCCCGGUUUAUCACUUGCACGCGCUCGGCGGCUUGUGCUUGCAACGCGUACAAGAGACUAAGCCAGAACGGAACUCUGACAUAUACCAUGAUAUCCCUGCACUCGUGCUUCGUGGCAGGGCUAACAUUAGUGUAUUGCAUUUGGCGCGACCGUUCGCUGUUCUCAUACGAUGCGCUUGAAGCAACUCGCGCCUGCUCGCAAAUCAUGACCAUCUUUGGCGAGAAGUGGCCAGGAGCCAUCAAGUAUCGUGACAUUUUCGAUGCCCUGUCAGGGAGUUUGUUCAAGCUCACGAUACAAUCUGCCUCGACAACAUCGCUCUCCGGCGCUGCUCGUCCGCUGCAGCUUGAUAUGGACCAGGAACCUAUCAGUGCCGGCUUGCCUCCGCACGACCAAGCCUCACCGAAGACGACAGGGAUCGGCAAGCACACCAUGUCUCAUAUGGUGACUGAUGCGGUCAAAGAUGCAUUCAUGGAGGUGGACGAGGAAGCGCCUGGCGGGUGGCAGGGCUGGAGGAUGUGGAACGACAUGGUUAGAGACGACAACACUCCUGUUCCUAGUCAUGGCAUUAGGUUCGACAGCAUGAACAACUCCCAGCAUGAGAUGAGCUGGAGUGCUUACGAAAAUGCGGGCAUGUAUGGCGUGGACCCAAUACAAGAUGCAGCAAUACACAUGGAGAGCCAAGCCGCUCGAUAG